CUUUAGUUUCACUUUCAUUAUGUGCAGCUAUUCCUGGGUGUGGUUUGGCUCAUAUAUAGAGCCUUUCCAAAGGAGCUGCAGGAGACACACUCUGAACUCUGUCUUUACUUCAGCUGUAGUAUCUACUCCGUACUCUUUAACCCAAACAUGGACAGGAACUAUUACAACCUAAACAUGGAUAGCAAUGUUGGUUGGAGCAGAAAUAAUGAGAAUAUGAGGAUAGUGAUGGUGGGGAAGACAGGAAUUGGGAAGAGUGCCACUGGAAACACCAUUCUGGGACGACAGUGCUUUGAAUCAAAGUUCAGUGCAAAGUCUAUGACUGUAGACUGUUCCAAGGGCAAAGCUGUGGUGGAUGGGCAACAGGUGGCUGUUAUCGACACCCCGGGCCUGUUUGACACCAGGUUUGGCAUGGAUAAAACAACUGAAGAUAUGAGCCAGUGCAUCUCUUAUGCUGCUCCUGGACCCCAUGUGUUCCUGGUGGUCAUCCGGCUGGGCAGAUACACCGAAGAGGAAAAGCAGACAGUGCAAAGGAUUCAAGAAAUCUUUGGACAGGCUGCAGACAGAUACAGCAUGGUUCUCUUUACUCAUGGGGACCUUCUUGAAGACACAACUAUUGAAGACUUCUUGAUGGAAUGCUCAGACCUGCAAGAACUCGUGACCAGAUGUAAUGGCCAGUACCAUGUCUUCAAUAAUAAGCUGAAGGAUCGCUCUCAGGUCACUGAGCUGCUCCAGAAGAUCAGAAAUUUAAACCAGAAGAACGGAGGAAGCCACUACACAAACAAGAUGUUCCAAGAGGCCGAGAGGGCAGUCGAAGAGGAGAAACAACGCAUCCUGAAAGAGAAAGAAGAACAAAUACGCAAAGAAAAAGAAGAAUUGGAGAGAAAACUUCAGGAAAAAUAUGAAAAACAGAUGAAGAAAAUGAAUGAACAACUUCAGGCUGAGAGAGAGAGGGAGAGGAAAGAGAGA
Messenger RNA from Sander lucioperca (pikeperch), 966 nucleotides. RefSeq names its product GTPase IMAP family member 4-like. The transcript has 2 exons. The record is from RefSeq and is a predicted model, not a curated record. The annotation marks the transcript as partial. Lineage: Eukaryota; Metazoa; Chordata; Actinopteri; Perciformes; Percidae. Gene Ontology annotation, molecular function: GTP binding.